This is a messenger RNA of Oncorhynchus tshawytscha (Chinook salmon), 2464 nucleotides long. RefSeq names its product family with sequence similarity 151 member A (gene fam151a). The transcript is spliced from 8 exons. NCBI's taxonomy places the organism in Eukaryota, Metazoa, Chordata, Actinopteri, Salmoniformes, Salmonidae. Bases 134 to 1912 code for a protein of 592 amino acids. The record is from RefSeq and is a predicted model, not a curated record.
UUCACUCAUUAUAAAACACUACACUUUCUCUCACUCAACAACAGGCCAACAGUCCUUGUCUGCCUGUCUGCACUGAAUCUGACUGCACUUGUCACAGCUUUGAGAUCUCAUUGAGGAGGAAAAGACAGAGAAAAUGUAUGAAGAAGGAAAGAAGAAAGAGGAAGAAGAGAAUGAAGACCUGAGGAGAUAUUGUCGAUACUUUACUAAAGAACAGUUGAUCAUGCUGUGUGUCUGUAUUGCUCUGCUUGUGCUACUUCUGGUCAUCAUCAUCACCUCUGUUCUCCUGACUCAAAAUGGAGGUAGGGCAUCUGAAACGAUCCUGCCGUUCCCUACUGAUGGAGACAUGCUGGACUUCCUCGUCCAAACUGGAGACAUCAGGGAGAGAGACGCGCUGUACGCCACCUGGUAUCACCGUGCCAACAACAAGUCAGAGAUGAACAUAGCACUGCAAAGUUCUAUCAUGGUUUUGGAGGCUGAUGUGACUGUGCAGGGAUACGCUACGGUCAACGUGACCACCAUCCCCAUCAUGGCUCAUCCUCCUGCUGUCUACAGUGACAACACUCUGGACCAGUGGCUGGAUGCCGUGCUCCAGUCAAAGAAAGGCAUAAAGCUGGACUUCAAAUGCAUCCAGGCGGUGACUCCCUCUCUGGGCAUCCUGAGCAUGAAGAACCAGACUAAAGGCAUCAACCGGCCGGUGUGGCUGAACGCUGACAUCCUCCCUGGGCCAAACGUCCCAGCCUUCUGGCCUGUCAUCGACGGACCUGAGUUCUUGGCAAUGAUCCAGCAGAGUUUUCCAGACGUGACCAUCUCUCCUGGAUGGGCAGUUCUGUAUCUGCCCCAGUUCCCAAACGUCACCUACACACAGGCCAUGGUGGAGGACAUGUAUGCCAUCAUCAAAAAUGUCCCUCAGACAGUCACCUUCCCCGUCCACGCGCUCAUGGCCAAGAACGGAUGGCCUCACAUCAGCUGGUUACUCAGCCAGUCACCAAAGUUCAGUCUGACUCUGUGGCAGAGCCAGGAAAAGAACCCCAGUGUGAAUGACCUGCUGUUCGUCAGAGACAACACCAACCCUAAGCGAGUCUACUAUGACAUCUAUGAACCUGUCCUGUCCCAGUUUAAAGAAGCUGCCAAGCAAAGAGAUCGGCAGAGGAGGUUCUACCCUGGAGGAGACCUGAUUGACUAUUUCCAGCCGAAAUAUAGAGAUGGCUUGUACAUCCAGUGGAACACAGUCACAGACAGAGCCUCACUGCUUUCUCUGCUGUCAGACAGUGCCAGUGGCAUGCUCAUCAUUCCAGUAGGAUCUGGUUCCGCCCAGCCUGGGGUCCCAGUGGUGGAGGGCUCCCGUCCAGAGUUCCUUCUCCAGGACUCCCUGAACCUGGUUCUGGCCUCUCCAAAACCCUUUGGUAUCUAUUUAAGGAUCCAGUCCCAGAGCCAGCUGGAACCCUCUCUCCACCUGCUCAGCUCAGCCUACCACAGCGACCUCCUGUACCGCCCCGUCUGGGUCAACAUGGCUCUGUCCCAUGGAGCCUUCCAGACCCAGGGCUACAUCUCUGGGAUGGAGUUCCUCCACACAGUCAACCAGGUGUUCCCCUAUGUGACCCUGGCCCCCAGCUGGCCUCUUGAAGUCCUGAGGGAGGGGUAUAACAGGGCCAUGGUGGAUGACAUGGAGGUUUUACUGAAGGAGGCGUGGCAGGCUGUGUCCCUGCAGGUGAGGGCGGAGCCACUGGGGAGAUCUGUGGAGGGACAGAGAAGGAUUCGGGAGGUGCAGUCAAGGUACUCACUUACAGUGGAGACCGGGAUAGAAAGUGGGAUUGAUGAGGAGGCAGGACCACAGGCAAUCAUGGCCAACCUCUCUGGGAGCAAAGACAGAAGCUUGUUUUUUAUAACUGAGAACUACUGGUCUAAGAUGUGAAGACCUCUUAAAUGACAGUUUGCUACAUUUUCAUCUAAUCUUUUGUUGUAUUUAAAGUAAAUAAAAACCAAUGAAAAACAACCAUUCAAUUUAAUUGUAAUAUAUUUAUUGUAAAAUUGUUAGCAAUAAUUUUGUACAAUCAUCUUUGUAGUUUCAAUUGUUUUAUAUAUAUAUAUAUAAAUAACUUUAAUGCCUGUAGUUUAAGAUAUGAUAUUCUUAUCUUAUGUGUAACUUGGCUGAAACAUUUGAAUGCCUCGUCAUAAAAAACAUCAUAAAACACAUCUGACAUCAAAUGCAGUGUUACUUUCUGUAUUCUGAAAAUACAGAGCUCUUCUCAGUAAAAAAAACAUCUCGUUAGUAUUCAUUCUCUGGAAAACUUAAAAUACAAUUUACAUCUCAUAUAAUUUUCACAUGUUAUAAUUGGAGAUGCAAAACAUUGUUAAAAACCAUCAGCGCCCCAAAAAUGUUUGCUGUAGAUGCUCCUCUUUCAUUAGCCUGGUCCCAGAUAUAUUUUACGGUCAUUGUCAAUGGCCAUAGGAGUUGGCAAGACAG